UCGAAAAUCAAAUUUGAUUUGAUUUUGGUUUUGAUAUAUAAAUCAAAGACUGUAAAGCUUUUGAAUUCAAACAGAAAAAUCACAUCAAUUUUGAACCGGAAAAUCAAUUCAUAUUUGAAAAAUUUUCAACCGAAAAAAAACGAUGGUGAAUGAUCAACGUUUGAAGAUAUUUUUUAUUGCUGUAGAUGGUGUUGGCCAUGUUAAUGCCUGUGUUGGUUUGGCACAACCAUUAAAAAAACGUGGACAUGAUGUGAUAUUUUUGACUAACGAUUUUUUUGCUGGAACUUAUGAAAAAUAUGGUUUCAAAGAAAUUGUAUUGAAAAGUGCUAAAGUAAAAGAAAUAAUGGAAAAAAAAGGUAAUGAAAAAUCCGAUGAACAUCCAUCGAAAGCAAUGUCAUCUGUUUGGAAUAAAUUACGUGAAAAUGGUACAUUAUCGGGUAAACCAUCAAUAGAAAAAAUAAAAAACUUUAAACCUGAUAGUGGAAAUGAAAUUAUUAAUAUGAUGUUUGAAGGUGUCAAAGAUCAACAUCCACAGCUUAUCGAAAUAAUCGAAAAAGAAAAACCUGAUCUAUUUAUUAUGGAUCAAAUCGUUUUACCACCGUGUAUUUUGUAUGGAAAAAUACCAUGGGCAUUUUUAUGCAGUCCAUGUCCACGAAUGUUAUAUGAAACUCCUGAUCUUCCACCAUUGACUUCAGGAUAUCCAAGUGAUGAUCGUACUGGAUGGAAAGAAUUUGAAGCCAAAAUGGAAGAAGCUUUUACACAAGGAUUUCUUUAUGGCCAAAAUCUAAUCAAUAAAGAAUUUGGUUAUCCUGAAGUAACUAGAGAAGAAUUUAAAUUUAAAUCACCUUAUAUAAAUAUUUAUGGCUAUCCAGAAGAGUUAGAUUAUUCAGAUACUGUACCAUUACCUGAUAAUCAUAUUCGUGUUGAUGCAUUUUGUCGUGAAGCAGCAGAAAAUUUUGAAUUACCCGAAGAAUUUAAAGCAAAAAUAAAACCUGGUGAUAAAUUAAUUUAUUUAUCAAUGGGAUCAAUUGGUUGUUUUGAUAUUGAUUUGAUGAAAAAACUUGUCAAUGAAUUAUCGAAAUCACCGCAUAAAUUUAUCGUAUCAAUGGGUCCAGCAAAUGAUCAAUAUCAAUUGGCUGAUAAUAUGUGGGGAAAAGCUUUUCUGCCUCAGACUAAAGUCAUACCAUUAGUCGAUAUGGUUAUUACACAUGGUGGUAAUAAUACAGUAACCGAAACAUUUUCAUUUGGUAAACCAAUGAUCGUUAUGCCAUUAUUUGGUGAUCAAUAUGAUAAUGCACAAAGAAUUCUGGAAAAAGGUUAUGGAAGUCGUAUGAAUCCUUAUUAUUUUAAAGAUGGCGAAUUAAACAAAAUGAUUGAUGAUAUAUUUUCCAAUGAACAAAUACAGCAACGUUGUCGAAAAGCAGGUGAACGUAUUGCCCGGGCAAAUUCAAAAGAAAAAGCAUGUGAAAAAAUUGAAUCAAUUAUGGCUAAAUUGAAAAUUUCAAUGAAUAAAUAGGUUUAUCAUUUUAUCCAAAAAUAAAAAA
This is a messenger RNA of Dermatophagoides pteronyssinus (European house dust mite), 1544 nucleotides long. Its product is annotated as NDP-glycosyltransferase YjiC-like. Lineage: Eukaryota; Metazoa; Arthropoda; Arachnida; Sarcoptiformes; Pyroglyphidae. Gene Ontology annotation, molecular function: UDP-glycosyltransferase activity. The record is from RefSeq and is a predicted model, not a curated record.